Molecule: messenger RNA, 1995 nt
Organism: Triticum dicoccoides
Lineage: Eukaryota; Viridiplantae; Streptophyta; Magnoliopsida; Poales; Poaceae
Product: E3 ubiquitin-protein ligase WAV3-like
Exons: 1
Coding region: 1-1803 (600 amino acids)
Source: RefSeq, a predicted model, not a curated record
AUGGCGGACGCCGACGCCGACGCCGACGUCUGCGCCAUCUGCCUCGGCGCCAUGGUCCGCGGCCAGGCCGGCUUCACGGCCGAGUGCUCCCACGCCUUCCACCUCCGCUGCAUCUCCGCCAGCGUCGCGCACGGCAACCACGACUGCCCGCUCUGCAAGGCGCCCUGGACCGUCCUCCCCGCCGUCAACGCCCCACUCGCACCGCCAUCGUCGUCUUCGUCGUCGUCCCAGCAGCUGGUGCGACGCGCGUACCAGGACGACGAGCCGACCGUCCCGGCACAGGCCGCGGCGGAAAACAACGGCGGAUCAGGAGCCGCGGCGGUGGUCCUCAGGACGCACUGCGAGGUCCCGGCCCUGGCCAGGGGCGCGGCCCGCGAGAACUUCGCCGUGCUCGUGCACGCCAAGGCGCCGUCCUCCGAGGCGGCGCGCGCGUCGCUUGACCUGGUGACCGUGCUCGACGUCAGCGGCAGCAUGGCCGGCAGCAAGCUGGCUCUGCUCAAGCGGGCCAUGGGGUUCGUCAUGGACAACCUCGGCCCGGCCGACCGCCUCUCCGUCGUGUCCUUCUCCAACAACGCCAGCCGCCUGAUCCGGCUCGCGCGCAUGUCCGACGCGGGGAAGGCCGCGGCGAAGCAGGCCGUGGAGUCCCUCUUCACGAACGGCGGCACGAACAUCGGCGAGGGCCUACGUGUGGCUGCCGAUGUGCUUGACUGCCGACGGCACAUGAACGCCGUCGCCAGUAUCAUGCUUCUCUCCGAUGGGCAGGACACGUACAACGGCGCCGACUACAUCACCCUGGUGCCACCUUCUCUCAGGGGGUACAACGGCGCGGGAGUCCGGCCUCCGGCGGUUCACACGUUCGGCUUCGGCACGGACCACGACGCCGCGGCCAUGCACACCAUCGCGGAGGCCACCGGCGGCACGUUUUCCUUCAUCCAGAACCAGGCGAUCGUCCAGGACGCGUUCGCGCAGUGCAUCGGCGGCCUCCUCACGGUCGUCGUGCAGGAGGCGCGCAUCGCGGUGACAUGCUUGCACCCCGGCGUGCGCGUCCGGGAGGUCAAGUCCGGCCGCUACGACAGCCACGUGGACGCCGAUGGCCGUGCUUCCUCGGUGGACGUGGGCGAGCUCUACGCCGACGAGGAGAGGCGCUUCUUGCUACUCAUGGACGUGCCAACGGCCGAGGACGCUGAAGAAGUCACCGGCCUGCUCAAGGUGAGCUGCACGUACCAGGAUGCGGCGACCGGGCAGGCGGCCACCGUCGACGGAGACGACGCGGUUGUCCAGAGGCCCGUCGAGGCGACCGAGGUGGAGCCGUCCAUGGAGGUGGAGCGCGAGCGCCUCCGGGUGGCGGCAACCGAGGACAUGGCGGCGGCACGCGAGGCGGCUGAUCGCGGAGAACAUGCCGAGGGCGGACGGAUACUACGAAGGCGGCUGGGGGCUAUGAAGGGCUCGGCGCGCGCUCACAAGGACCUCGACUGCGAGGAGCUGGAGGACGAAAUGCACGACUUCAUCGGUCUCGUGGAAGACAGGCAGCAGUACCAAAAGUUUGGGCACGCGCGCAUCCUGUCGGGCAUGAGCUCGCACCGGAAUCAGCGCGCCGCCACGCUGGGGAAGCCGCCUGGUGGCCGUGGCGGCCGCGGGCGGGGGGCGGCUUACGCGACUCCAGCAAUGAAGAAGAUGGUGGACAAGUCACGCGAGCAGCGGCAGACCGCAGCGGCGCCGGCACCACAGCCGAAGAGGAAGCAUGGCAGAGGGCAGCAGCCAGACUCCAAGAGCGGCACGGGCAAACGUCACAAAAAACAUUAAAUUGCCGCUGCCAUAUGAAAAUGGGUGAAACAUGCUAGUUACUACUACUAUUUAGAUUUAUUUUGUUGCAGGUUAGCUUAUAUCCUGAGGAGUUAAUUCAUAUUAGUGAUAUGCCUUUUUUUUCGAACAAUAUUAUGCAACAGUUUUAAUACUUGUCAGUUUUUUGUAGUAUUGAAAAAAGAAUAUAGUGCG